ACCAUGUGUUUUCACUUCGAUGCAUUUUCUAGGAAUUAGAAUAUCAGAGGACAUUUUUACGUCGACAGAGUACACUAGUUUGUGCCAGCAUUCUUCUCUCGUUUGCCGACUUCUCAACGAUCUCAAGACUUUUAAGAAGGAACACGAAGAAGGGGCGCUAAACAGUGUGAAUGUGCAAACAGUUAACGGAGGCAUUUCAGAAGAGGAUGCGAUUUUGAAAAUCGAAGAAAUUAUCGAGUACAAUCGGAGAAAAGUGCUGCAAAUGGUUUAUAAAAGAAAAGGAAGUAUUGUUCCAAGAGAAUGUAAAGAAUUAUUUUGGAAGACAUGCAAGAUUGCUCAUUGCUUAUACUCCCACCAAGGUGGAGACGAAUACUCGUCCCCUAUCGACAUCGCUAACGAUAUUAAUGGCUUGAUUUCCGAGCCCCUUUGAGCUGU
Molecule: messenger RNA, 435 nt
Organism: Erythranthe guttata (spotted monkey flower)
Lineage: Eukaryota; Viridiplantae; Streptophyta; Magnoliopsida; Lamiales; Phrymaceae
Source: RefSeq, a predicted model, not a curated record